Racocetra fulgida is the source of this 424-nucleotide messenger RNA. The record is from the annotation of a GenBank genome assembly. Lineage: Eukaryota; Fungi; Glomeromycota; Glomeromycetes; Diversisporales; Gigasporaceae.
AUGUCUGUAUACUGGCCUGAUUAUCAAUUUGGUAACUUUGAAAAUUCUGUAUCCCGCCUAUUUGACGAUUUCUUUAAGGACCUUAAUGUUGAAAGACAGUCUAAAGGAACUACAACACGAAACGGCCGCACUAGUUGGGCUCCACCUCUCGAUGUUCAUGAAAAUGAAAAAGAAUUUGUUGUGAAUGCUGAAUUACCGGGAAUCACUAAAGAACAAAUUAAUCUUGAUGUUCGUGAAAAUUCACUUGUAAUUUCUGGAGAAACCAAAAAAGAUGAAAAAUAUAAUGAAGGAAAUACUUAUAUUCAAGAACGUCGCUAUGGAAGUUUUAAUCGUUCCAUCACUCUUCCUCGUAAUGUUAAAACUAGUGAUAUCACGGCUAAGUUUGAACAUGGUAUUCUUGAAAUAAAACUUCCAAAGGAUGAGA